Messenger RNA from Echinostoma caproni, 702 nucleotides. The record is from the annotation of a GenBank genome assembly. NCBI's taxonomy places the organism in Eukaryota, Metazoa, Platyhelminthes, Trematoda, Plagiorchiida, Echinostomatidae.
AUGAACUCAUUGAACUCUGGGUUUCCCUUUUGAUCUUUAAAUCCUGGAACACCGUUUUUGCUCGAUGGUUUUCCGUGCAAUUUACGUCAAGCAGAACUUUUGGAACAACGACUCACCGUAAAUGUAUCGAGCGCUUCGUCGGAAACCAAUUUGAUUUCAGUCGAAGACUUAGAUGUGAAAUUGGCUUCAUGUAGAAGUUUGGACCUCAUUAUUCUGCUGGACGUAACUGACGAUGAAGUGUUAACUCGAGCAGCCAAUCGAUCGGACUAUAAUGCACCCGAAGUUCCAAUACCAGAUUCACAUGACAAUCAAACACCGAAAUAUCCAGAUGAGGUUGCGUCUUACGGUCAAAUUCAGGAACGUCUAGCUAGCUUUUUAGAGUCGUGGCCCUCUAUGAGUCAGUUCUACUCAACUAAACGCCCGGGCAUUCAAGUGGUCCGCUUGGAUGCCGGUGGUCAGCUGGAUUCGGAUGGUUUCGUCCGGAAAAUUUCGCCUGAGAGCAUCCUGAAAGAGAUUGAACAAAUAUUACAGUUAUUCUUGGACACUAGGCAAAGCAUGUCGUUGACGGAGCCAUCGGAUGGGGACUCACGGUCAUCUGGACUCACGAAUGUGCCCAAAGAUCAUUCAGUGGACAAGGUCGAAUCCCAGAAGAUCACACUCGGUUGUGAAACGGUCGAAGGUGCAGCCUCGGACAAAAGCUGA